CAGCAUACAGCUCUUUCUCUUGCCGCUAAUCAAUCCCAAUCCUUCGCCACCCUCCGUCUAAGCGUAAUCUUACUCCUCAAUCAUGCGUACUGCCGCCUCGUUCCUUGCCAUUGCCUCUGCUACCGCCUUUGCCCAGGAGAUCGGUGCCACCGACGGCCCCAGCAUCGUCUCGGGCUCCAACGCCAUCUCAGCUCCAAACGUCAACAACGGCUGGCAGGCCGAGGGCUCCUUCUUCUCGGGUGCCGAUGGCGGCCACGGCAGUCUGUUCAACAACAUCGUCGGCAGCUCGUUCUCAACCGUGAACAGCAACAGCCUGUCCAAAGGUAACAUCAUCAACAACCCAUCGUUCACCUCGGUUUCCGGCAACGACGGGUGGACCGCCAACGGCGAUUCCAACCAGCUCGGCCCCGUCGGGAACUUCUUCGGCCAUGGAUUUGUCCGCCGCAGCGGCGACGUCGUCUUUGCCAGCAACCACCACCAGCUGAACCGUGCUCCAGGCUUUGUCCACCCUGCCUUUGUCCACCCAGCCAUCGUUGGUGCGGUGUACAGGCGCAGCAACGACGUCGUGUUCGCCAACAACCAUCACCAGGCUACCGUUGCUCCAGGAGUUGCCGCUCUGGGAGUUGCCGCUCCGGGACUUGCUGUUCCUCAGUUUGUCCAGCCGGUUUUUGGGACUGCUGCCCCGCAGUUCAUCCAGCCUGUGGUCCAGCCAGCUUUUCAGCCUGUGGUCCAGCCGGCUUUCCAGGCUGCCCCAGUCGUUGCUGCCGAGCAGAACGGCCAGAAGGCAACCGUCAUCCAGAACCAGGCGUAG
This is a messenger RNA of Linderina pennispora, 811 nucleotides long. RefSeq lists its product as uncharacterized. The coding region runs from base 83 to 811 and encodes 242 amino acids. The transcript has a single exon. The record is from RefSeq and is a predicted model, not a curated record. NCBI's taxonomy places the organism in Eukaryota, Fungi, Kickxellomycota, Kickxellomycetes, Kickxellales, Kickxellaceae.